Molecule: messenger RNA, 1422 nt
Organism: Apis florea (little honeybee)
Lineage: Eukaryota; Metazoa; Arthropoda; Insecta; Hymenoptera; Apidae
Product: phospholipase B1, membrane-associated
Biological process (GO): phospholipid metabolic process
Molecular function (GO): glycerophospholipase activity
Source: RefSeq, a predicted model, not a curated record
CGUUCGUCGAAUUGAUCGUUCGCGAUAUGAUCAAGUUACAUAUGUGCCUUCUGUUGCAAGUAUGCGUGAUAACAGCAACAAUGAAUAAAACUUUCUUAGACACACCAGACAAUUUGAUAUUAUUCCGUUUGAUGCGUACUUGGAUAUUGAAAAAUUUUGAAAAAGGAGAGAGACUAGAUGCACAAAAGGCGGGAAUAAUUCAGAAAGAAUUUCCAAUAAAUGUUCCAUUUCCUUGCAACGUGACAGGAGGCAGAUCUCCCACUGUUCCUGAUUCGGUAAAUCGAUUGAGACCAGGUGAUAUUGACGUUAUUGCCGCGAUGGGCGAUUCUUUAACAACAGGAGCUGGCUUACUUGCGACUAAUAUGAUGCAGUUAGGUAUUGAAAACAGGGGUAUGGUGGCGACUAUCGGUGGUGAAGAAACAUGGAGAAAGGUUUUGACGCUCCCUAAUAUCUUCAAAGAGUUUAACCACAAUUUAAUAGGGUACGCCUUUGGAGAUUCUUUGACCUCCCAUCCAGCUUCGCAAUUGAAUGUGGGUGAAGGUGGUGCACUUUCUAUGGAUAUGCCUUACAUGGCUAAAUUUUUAGUUAAUAGAAUGAAGAAGGAUCCGAGAAUAGAUAUAAAGAAUCAUUGGAAGUUUAUUUCACUAUUGAUCGGGCCUAAUGAUUUUUGCGCCAUGUGUAGCAAUCCUUCUCCGUCUACCAUUUUGAAAAAUCACAAAGAAGAUCUAAUUAAUACUCUUCGAAUAUUAAGAGAUAAUUUACCAAGGAGUUUUGUCGCUGUUAUAAUACCACCUCACAUAAAAGAAAUAGUCAGAGCACGUAGAGGAAGAUUUUCGUGGAGAUGCUAUUUGAUAAGUACUAUAGAAUGUCCAUGUUUGCUAGCUGUACAAUACAAAGAACGAAGACAGGAAUAUUACGAAAUAAUAGACAAGUGGCAAGAAUUGGAGGAAGAAAUCGUUAAUUAUCCAGAGUUUCAUACAAAUAACUUUACCGUAAUAACUCUUCCAAUUUUGAAAAAUAUAAAAUUUCCGCUCGCUGAAGAUGGAUUCACCGAUUUGUCGUACUUUUCUAUCGAUUGUUUUCAUUUGAACCAAAAAUGUCACGCGAUAGUGGCGAAUCAUAUAUGGAACAAUCUGUUGGAACCAAUUGGUAACAAGUCAGACCAGAUAUCGUAUCCAAAAAUUCUUAAAACAUUCUUAUGUCCUACUUCGGAGAGACCAUACCUGAUGACACGUGAAAACUCGCGGAAUAUAAUUUGACAUUGAUUAAAAUUUGAAUUACGUUUACAAAUCCAUCCAAUUAAAAUAACUAAAAAUAUUGAAAUUUAGUACAACGUUUGAAUAUUAUAUUGGUUAUUGAACCAAUCUUUUUUGUAUCAGUACAAAAUAUUUAUUUAUAUUUCAAUAAAAUCAAUACUUUUUU